Molecule: messenger RNA, 426 nt
Organism: Paramecium pentaurelia
Lineage: Eukaryota; Ciliophora; Oligohymenophorea; Peniculida; Parameciidae
Source: the annotation of a GenBank genome assembly
AAUGAAAUAUUGUCUUAUUAUUCUUAUUGUUGUCUCUACUUUUGCAGCUAUACCAACUAAAGUGACUAAUUGUAUGGCAGAUCCAAAAAUCGUGUUUACAAGUGCCACAUUCAGUGUAUAGCCAGCCAAAGGUGUUGAUGAAACUAUUACACUAUUUGGAAAUGCAAAUCAACAUGCAGAAUUAACAAAUGUAUUGUUAAAAGCAAAAUGGAAUGGAGUAGAAGCAUUUGAAGAUAAUUAUCCUGAAGAUGAAGUAUAUGAUAAGGGAGACCCUGUUAGUUAUGCCCUUACUUAAAAUUUCCCAACUUAUACUCCAUCGGUAAAAUUUAUUUAAAUUUGAUUAGGGUAAAAUAUCAUGCUAAUUCUGGUUUUAAAAUGCCAAAGGAACUAAUUUUGCUUGUGCUGAAAUUUCAUUUGUUGUUUGAU